Messenger RNA from Lachancea fermentati, 4356 nucleotides. NCBI's taxonomy places the organism in Eukaryota, Fungi, Ascomycota, Saccharomycetes, Saccharomycetales, Saccharomycetaceae. The record is from the annotation of a GenBank genome assembly.
AUGAAUAAAAUAGAUAGUUUUAGUCUCAAGAGGCAACCGUCGAUACGCUCCCGGAGUUGUUUUGGCUCAAUGUUGAAGCCGACAGGUGAUGUACUUGGGAAAUACUUGCCCAGAACUAAGCAAAAAGAGAUUAUAAGCGAUCUAGUGGAGACAGAUGAGUUGGAAGAGGUGUUCAGUGUACUGUGUGCCAUCACUUUCCAAGAAGAGGUACUCGACGAAGUCUCAGACGAGGUGAAGGACAAGAUCUCCUCCAAGCUUGCCGGAUUGAUGGUCCAGGAGCACCCAGAUGGCUUCGACACGCAAAGUUUAGAGAUAUUCGCAAAAGUGCUGUCGCAGAUGGACGCUGCGUACUCUAAGAUGCUAUCCUGGAUUUAUGAGAAGCUUCUUUCAUUUGCUCAGGAUAACUUGUCGAAAUUUCAUGGUCAGGGGCUUGUGGCUAAAAGACUAGAGGGCGCAAGUGGCUCGCAAAGUUUUGACACGGAGUCUAAACCCAACAUCGUUGUGCUGCUCGACUUCUUAGAAAAGGUGUUCACCUUCCGGGAAGGACACGACCUUCCGCAUACUGAUCUCGACUUACUACUAGUAUACAUGAACGGGUUCAACAAUGAGACCGUUGCAUCGAUAAGUGCUAAACUAGUGAAAUGGAGAAUCCCAGAAAUCAGCAAGAACUGCGCGUUAGAUGAACAAUUUGACAAUUCCGUCUGGCAAUAUGUAAGGACGCUCUUCGACAUAACGACUGAAUCUUGGAAGAUCAGAAAUGGUCUUUUAUUUUUGAUGAGGUCACUUAUGACACGCACCGUGACCAAGUCGCUGGUGGAUUUUAUGAAAGAGAGCCAGUUUUGGGCCUUUCUUCAAUUCGGACUGGCGCAUGAAGUGCACGAACUGAGAAAGCUUUCCUUGUCUAUUUUGAAACUAUCGUUGCAGAAUAUGCCACAUGUGGAAAGCUUUACCAAUCCCUUCGUCGUGUGGUUAGAGCCUGCCAAGAAAACUACGCUCGAUUUCUUUAAAAAGUUCACGACUUUAUAUGAAAUUGUGGCCCUCGACACCGCCUUGAACCAGUAUGAAGCUGCACAUGAGGAUAUAUUGCAGCUUUUCCAGAGCACAUUGCUACCUCCCAGCUGGGGGCUGAUAAUCAUAUCUACAGGGCUUAAGGCCAGCAUGGAAAGCGUAAGAAGAUACACAGUCAAACUUAUGUUUGAUAUUCAGGAUAAAUCUGUCUUUCAAGAUAAUCUGACAGAAUUGAGAGACAAUUACUUACCUUCAUGUAUGAAUGCUCAAUAUUUUAAUGUGAAUGGCCAGGAAUGUGCGCAUGGUGAGGCGCUUUCUCAAUUUGUUGAGGGAAUUCUAGCAAGUUCUGUUGAAAAAGUCGAUGAACAAUCUGCAAGUAAGUCCUCAGUUGUUUUACACUCGCUCUUGGAGUCACUUUAUAACCAGAAAUCGGCUUUUGACCCGGCGAGAAUAUACGUCGCGUUUGGGAUCCUAAACGCCCUAAAGAAGAAGAGGCUUCAUAUCGUAAAUGAAACACAUUUUCAAAUUAUCAAGAAGCUUUUUAGCUUCGAGUCCGAGGAGGAGGUAUUUGAAACUACAAUACGGGAGUUAUGCUUGAGCUUUUUGAUGUUUGUCGACAUGGAGACAUCGCCAAUUUCGUGGAUAGAUACCAUUGCCCAAGAGGUCAAAACCAAAUUCGGAGACUAUAGUUACGUUUCAAUACGAAUUGAUGAUUUCAUUGAUGUUGCGGUCACCUCUUUUGACAAGUAUGAGGCAGAAAAUAUCUUGAGGGAAUUUAACACUGACGACACCAUUUUCCAAGUUUUGACGUUUGCAAUUUUUGGCAUAUUGCCAACUCAGUUGGAGCCUAAAUUCUUGAUUGAAGUGGGACGUUCAGGAGCAAGCUUAGCCGCUAUUGACAGUUUUCACUAUACAUCUCUUUUGUCCUCUCUACUGUUGGGAGACAAAGAUGAUUCUACCUAUGAAAACUGCUUUGAGUUGGUAGACUUACCACUCUUCAAUAGUCAAACAUGGAGUCUAGUGGACUUGAAUACCCUUUUCAACUCUUUGAAAAAGGAAUUUGGCCCAAACAAAUUCAAAUUCUUUGUUGAGAUUUACCGAAGAACAGUCCAACACAGCAUGAACCUUGUAGAUAUAAAGUUAACAACUGUAAUUGAAUUUUACAGUUUAAUUGCCGAUGACAUUCGUGCUCAUAACAAUGCCACGUUCAAAUAUAAAGACUCCAUCUAUGGCGACUACUUCACUUUCAUUAAGGCGUAUUUACAGUCCUAUGCGCUAGUUCGUGAUGAAAAUACGGAAGCCGAUGAAGUUUUCAUUCUUCUCAAAUUAAUGCAAAGAAAUGUCUCUGAAGAUAACGGCAAUUUUUUGGGCAAUCUUGCGGUAAUACAACUGUGCGAAUAUUUGCUUGAUACAUAUGUCGUCCCCACCCUUCAAAGCAGUGAAGAAUGCUUUGGUGACGAUAGGGCUAUUGUAGAACAAAUUAGUUUGCUACUAUCUGCAAUUUGGGAUGAUGUUUCAAGUGAGCGAUUAGUUCUUCAUCAAAAGGAACUACAUCUUGCUUUUAUCAAAACAAUGUUCCAUCCGAUGGUUUUGUUCUUUGCUUUGGAUGAGAGGGAGACCACUUUAGCAGCAAGGCUUUUGAAAUAUGGCCUUGAUAUUGUUGAACAAUCCUAUUCGAGGCGUACUCUUUUACCAACGUUGAGUAAGCGUUUUGAUUUUUUUGUACAAACCUGUGGUGAUCACUUCUGUGGCUGCGGUGAGGAUUAUGAUUGGAUGAUUACGCUAUUAGUGAAUAUCUUCACUCAAACUCAAAUGGAUACCAAUAUUUUUAAACUGAAACCUGUAAUUGCCACACUAUUCGAUAAAAAGCUUGGCGUAUUGCUUGACUCACCUGAGGGCCUCUACAAUAAAAUUUAUGGCGGACCAGAAGUUGCAUCCAGGGUUUUCGUCAUUGGAACAAUAAUGAACUCAACUGCUGAAUUCAAAGAGAGGUUUAUGGAAUAUUUAAUAGAAAAAGAUAAAAACUUUUUGAGGGCAAGAAAGGGCACAGAUGGCGCAGAAGAAUUGCAGAGGUUAUUGAAAUGGCAAUUGCUACUUUUGUCAAUCAAAUCUGUUUAUCCAGACCUGUUACACGAAUACGUCGAAGACAAGAUUGCCCCCAGUUUACUCCACGAAACGUCACCUCUUGUAAGGCUAUACAUGGAAUGGUUCAUUGCAUAUGAUCUUGUCCAUUACGACGGAUCUUCAGUCCCAUCAAAUGUUGAAGAUGCAAUGUUUAAGUUGCUUCAAAAUCAUACCAAGCCUAUACUUGCAAUCACUGCCGAAAGAAUCUUGUACAUUGCAACGAAAGCCCAGUGUGUCCUUAAACAUAAGCUGACUUUCUUGAAACGCUUCCUACCCCAAUUGAUCUCAAAUUGUACGUCUAAUAAGCCGUUAAUCAGACAUUUUUCGAACUCUUUGAUCCUUUCAUUUUGGCCAUCGUUGCAAGAGUACAUCACUGAUAGCACCGUUCGCGAAGUGAUUGAAAAUCUGUUUGAAAAUGCCAAAAGUACACAGUUGUACGGACAAUACCGGUCUGGUGACGCGAACGUUUGGGACCUCGAAAAUGACUUGAAUCUCACAAGUAUGUUUGGUGGAGUAAUCAUGAAGAUAUCAGAUCAUAGUGUUCCGUACAUUGAUGAGAAAACUUUUAGUAAAUAUUUGUCCAGCCGAGACCUAUUCCCUCUCGGCAGAGAUGAAACUGACUCGUGGUUGGCAAAAAGAUCAAGUAACAAAGAUAUUAAGGUUGCUUCGGGCAUGAAGAACUCGCCGUUACAAACAAAGAGUGGUGCCUGGGAGACAGUUAUGGAUGUGGAAAAUAGAACCCCCAACUCUACUGUAAGGCGCUCAGAAUUGAUAGUAGUCGCUUCAAUGGUGGAUAAGGCGCCCAAUCUCGGAGGUAUUUGUAGGCUUUGUGACGUCUUAGGUGUUGGACUGAUGACGGUGCACGAUAUUAGAGUUAAACAGCACCCUCAAUUCAAGAAUGUUGCAGUUACAGCUGAUAGGUGGAUGCCCAUCGAAGCAGUUGCUAUUGAAGACAUAGUUAGAUACAUGCGGUCCAAGAAAAGAGAAGGAUACACACUGAUUGGAUUGGAGCAAACAGACAAGUCCGUUAAACUUGAUAACCACUACCAAUUUCCUCCAAAAUCGCUCAUUUUGCUGGGGACUGAAGCAGAAGGCAUUCCAGGGUAUAUGCUGAGCGAGCUGGAUUUAUGCUUGGAGAUCAAGCAGUCCGGAGUCAUCAGAUCCAUGAACAUUCAGACUGCGACUGCAGUGAUAGUCCACUCAUAUUCCGCGCAGCACAUGUAA